Microplitis mediator is the source of this 2622-nucleotide messenger RNA. RefSeq names its product large neutral amino acids transporter small subunit 1 (gene mnd). Bases 1079 to 2542 code for a protein of 487 amino acids. The record is from RefSeq and is a predicted model, not a curated record. Gene Ontology annotation, biological process: amino acid transmembrane transport. Gene Ontology annotation, molecular function: L-amino acid transmembrane transporter activity. NCBI's taxonomy places the organism in Eukaryota, Metazoa, Arthropoda, Insecta, Hymenoptera, Braconidae. The transcript is spliced from 9 exons. Gene Ontology annotation, cellular component: membrane.
GUGAGUUUUAAUAAAACGAGUGAUUAAAUAUUACCUGUAAUUAAAACAUUCAUUCAAAUUAAAGUUUUGUGAUCAGCCAGCGGUAACUCAGAAAUUUUAUUUGAUACCUGAUGCUACAACUCAACUGAAUGAAGACAUCCAUUAAAUUAUAGUAAUACUAUAUAUAUACAUACUAUAUAUAUAUACAUAUAUAUAUUUAGAUAUGGAGAAUGAAAUGCACGUGGACGCAUAUUGAUAACACAUAAAGUCUCCUAGUUGAUGACGACGUCAAAUAGUGUUCCUCUAACCACAUCUUGUUACAGAAGCCGGUAGUUUUUGAUGAUCCAUGAAAAAACAAGGAAAUAAUGCUGCGUAAGCCGAAUCUGUAAUAAAAUAUAAGUACAUAUGUUGUAAAAUAUAAAAAAAAAUAAGAUAAGUGUAAAGUAAAGCAAGUAAGUGGUACGGAAGCUGUAGCUGGAUUACGUUUGAUAAAAAAUUUUCAUGCAGUAACGGGAUAUUGCUGAUAAAAAAAGACGCCAUCAGUUGAAAAAAUGCCCAGUGUAUAUUUAGUAUAGAUUUUACCACGUGCUGAGUAUGAACUGCAUCGAAUCUAUAUAUAUAUUGAUGUCUGUGUCUGUGUCUAUAUAUAUGUAUACCUAGUUUCGGUUGUACCUGAGUUUGCUUCGUGUUGGUGUUGGUGUUGGUGCUGGUAGUUGUGGCUUGUGGCUGCGGUAAAAGAAGGAGAGAAAGAUAAACGUAAACGUAAGCGGCGAUUAUCACCGGUCUAGGUAUAGUCUUACGGUCGUUCCCUCCACGUGUCUGCUCUCACAUGAAAUGUAAGUAAAAUAAGCUGUAGCUGUAAGACGAAAUCAAAUGUGGACGAUGAACGAUGAAUGCCGAGACAGUAGUGGGAAAGCAGCCGAGGCAACAGCACACGCGUCGAUAUUUUAAAAACAUCUGCUCCAUUCAUCUCUGAAGAGAGCGGUUAUAUUUAUAUAUAUAUAUAUUUACAUAUAUAGGUUUUGGUUUAAAAUUUUGGGUCCGGGAUCUGGAUCAGGAUUUUUGUUUUUAUUUAUUUGAAUAAAAUUUGUUUUUAAAAAUGCCGGACAAAGUUGCACCAGCGGAGCACCAAAUUUUACCCGCCAAAGUGGCUAAGGAACAACAGAGCGUUAAACUUAAAAAGGAACUUGGAUUGUUGGAUGGAGUUUCGAUUAUUGUGGGAGUUAUUGUUGGCGCCGGAAUUUUUGUGUCUCCUUAUGGUGUUUUGGACAAAAGCGGCAGCAUUGGAUUUUCUUUGAUAGUAUGGAUUUUCUCGGGCCUGCUGUGUCUGGUUGGAGCACUUUGUUAUGCGGAACUGGGAACGAUGAUACCAAAAUCUGGUGGCGACUAUGCAUAUAUAAGUGAUGCAUUCGGACCACUACCAGCAUUUUUAUAUUUAUGGGUUGCAUUAUUUAUUCUAGUACCUACUGGUAAUGCAAUAACUGCCUUAACUUUUGCAAUAUAUAUACUAAAACCCUUCUGGCCUGACUGUGAGCCGAAUUAUGAAGCCGUACGGUUAUUAGCCGCUGUUGUAACAUGCUUUCUUACGGCAAUUAACUGCUACAAUGUCAAGUGGGCGACACGAAUCCAAGAUAUUUUUACCUUUACGAAAAUAUUUGCCCUGAUAUUAAUAAUAGGCGCCGGAUUUUGGCAUUUGUUUUCGAGCGGGCCGCAGAAUCUCAUAAGGCCGAUGGGUGGGACCAAUACAGAGCCCGGUUACAUCGCAGUGGCUGUUUACUCGGGUCUGUUUUCUUACUCCGGGUGGAAUUAUUUGAAUUUCGUUACCGAAGAGCUCAAAGAUCCUUAUCGAAAUUUGCCACGAGCUAUUUGUAUAUCACUACCAUUGAUAACAAUUAUUUAUGUCCUGGCAAAUUUUUCAUAUUUUAUUGUCUUGACUAAGCAAGAAAUUUUAACAUCGACCGCGGUCGCAGUCACAUUCGGUGAUAAAUUACUGGGACCAAUGGCAUGGAUUAUGCCAUUUUUUGUCGCAUGCUCAACAUUCGGUGCUCUAAAUGGUGCGAUAUUCGCUUCAUCACGUUUAUUCUUUGUAGGAGCACGUAAUGGACAUUUACCAAACGCAAUCGCACUUAUAAAUAUAAGAAACUUAACGCCAAUGCCAGCUCUUAUCUUCCUUUGCAUUAUCACACUGGCGCUGUUGGUACCAAAGGACAUUGAGGGGCUGAUCACUUAUGUCAGUUUUGUUGAGGCAGUCUUCAUUACGAUGUCAGUAUCGGGUCUGCUCUGGUUGAGGUACAAAAGGCCUGAUCUUCAUCGACCUAUUAAGGUAUCAUUAGUGCUGCCAAUAUUAUUUUUAAUGAUAUGUAUAUUUUUGGUAACUGUACCCUGUUAUGUCAAACCAUUGGAAGUAGGAAGUGCAGUUAUGAUAAUUUUGUCAGGUAUUCCUGUGUACUUUAUUUUUGUUCAAUGGCAAAAGAAACCCAAGUGGCUGGAAAAUGCUUCCCAUAAUGUCAAUGUCACGUGCGCAAAACUUUUUAUGUGCGUAUCCGAAGAGAAAGAUGACUGAUUAAAAAAAAUAUAUAAACUAAAUUAGAUAAACGAAAAGAAGAUUUCCCAGGUACAAAAAAUUUCAGGCGAAAAAGUUUU